AUGGCGUUUCCUCUCUGUGAUCCUUCAGAUUUUCACAUCCUCGCAUUUUACUAUGUGCUGAACCUUGGCCAGGCUGAGCUGCCUGAGUACAGUUUGGUGGUGAUGCUAGAUGACCAUCAUAUAGUCUAUUUCGACAGCACCCUGGAGUGGUGUGUACCCAGACAGCAAUGGAUGGCACAGUCCUUCCCAAAGGAUCACUGGAUUAUGAUGACUAUCACCAUGGCAGGAUUACAUGGUCUCGUCAAAGGAAACAUUGAGAUAUUUUACCAACAACACCGCGGAGGUUCUGGCCUGUUCUUUGUCCAGGGAAUGUGUGGCUGUCAAUUGCACAGUGAUAAUUCCACCGAUGGGUUUAUAAAGCUGGGGUACAACGGGCAAGACGCAUUUGUUUUCGAUAAGGAUGCAAUGAGUUGGAUCGCAUUCAAUCCAGAGUUCCAGGCUUUAGCAGACCGGUUGAAUCUCCACAGCUUCAUGAAUAAAUACUUCAAGACUCUGUUGGAAAAGGACUGUGUGAAAUGGCUGCAGAUAUACCUUGAAUUUGGACAGGCAGCACUGCAGAGGAGAGUCACCCCUGAGGUGUUCAUUAGCAGCAGGACUGAUGGCGAGCGAGUGCUGAAACUCUCCUGCCUUGUGACAGGCUUUUAUCCUGGGGCUAUCGAGGUGACGUGGCUAAGGAACGGAGUGGUGGUCCUUGAAGUUGAAUCCAGUGAUGUGCUCCCCCACCAGGAUGAAACGUAUCGGGUGACAAAGACAAUGGAGGUCAGUCGAGAUGAUGGGGAGAGGUACUCCUGCCAUAUUGAGCAUGUCAGCCUCAUGUGGGAGCUCGAUGUACCCUGGGAGCGAAUGUCACAUGGAGGCAUUAAAUUGGAAACAGUGAUUCGAGCAACAGCUAUCUCGCUCACUCUUCUUGUGGUCAUCAUUGGAAUUGGUUUCUGGGGGAAGAGAUGGGGUGAUCAACCUGACAGUGACAAGCAGGUGCACUCGGAGAGCACCAGAGACUGUCAGAGAGCAGAAGAGCCAAAUGGAUAA
Messenger RNA from Hemiscyllium ocellatum (epaulette shark), 1029 nucleotides. Its product is annotated as major histocompatibility complex class I-related gene protein-like. The record is from RefSeq and is a predicted model, not a curated record. Gene Ontology annotation, biological process: immune response. NCBI's taxonomy places the organism in Eukaryota, Metazoa, Chordata, Chondrichthyes, Orectolobiformes, Hemiscylliidae. The transcript is spliced from 4 exons. Gene Ontology annotation, cellular component: external side of plasma membrane. The coding region runs from base 1 to 1029 and encodes 342 amino acids.